AUGCCUUUCCGAAGCAACAGGAUGCGUCUUUUAUUGCUCUUCGUUAGCCUUCUGGGGCUCAGUCAACUGGGCAUUGCCAACAAUCCCAGUGGAAGCUGCUCGUCCACCGAAGACUGUACUUCGGGAUGUUGUAGCACCAGUGGGUUCUGUGGAUUCGGACCUACCUUCUGUGGCGAGGGGAACUGUACCAGUUCCUGCGAUGCAAAGGCGGAAUGUGGUCCGUACGCCGAUACCAAUGGCUAUGAUUGUCCCUUGCAGGUGUGCUGCUCGCAGUAUGGCUUCUGCGGAACAACAGAUGAGUUCUGUGGAGCAGGGUCUUGCUCCGGCUCCAGUAGCGAUACGCGAAUAAUUGGAUACUACUCAAGCUCGGCUUACACGCGCACGUGCAACUCCUGGAGCCCGGAGAACAUCGACCCGGGACUUUGGACACAUCUUAUCUAUGCAUUUGCGCUCAUUGGCUCCGACUAUCAAAUUGCGCAGGGGAAUUCGUUCGACACCGAACUAUAUCCCAGAUUCACCGGGCUUAAGCAGUCCCGUGCGGGUCUGAGCACCCUGAUCUCGGUGGGGGGUUGGGAUGCCGGCGGAACGAUAUUUUCGGAUAUGGUCAGCACCUCGGUGACAAGAUCAACCUUUAUUGAUUCGGUUAUUUCUUUCAUGGCGAGCUACGGCUUUGAUGGGAUUGAUCUAGACUGGGAAUAUCCAGCCGCAUCGGAUAGAGGUGGUCUUGCCGCUGACACAGAAAAUUAUGUCGCUCUUGUCAAAGAGCUGAAGGCAGCUUGCGGGAAUAGAUAUACGGUUACGGUCACCUUGCCCUCCUCAUAUUGGUAUCUUCAAGGUUUUGACGUGUCGGGAAUGGAACCCUAUGUUGACUGGUUUCACUUGAUAUCCAUGGCACAGAUAAAGGAUGGGCUCGAUCUACUCUGGCGCAAUAAAAUCGAUCCUCAGAAGGUAGUGCUCGGAGAAGCAUUCUACGGCCGGUCUUUCACCCUGUCUGAUACAACCUGCACCGCCCCUGGAUGUCCAUUCAGUAGUGGUGGUGAUCCUGGGGAAUGCACAGCCACAUCCGGCAUUCUAUCAGAUGCGGAGAUUCAGGGGGUGAUUUCCGAGCAUGGCCUCACGCCAACCUUUAAUGAAGCAGCCGGGAUCAAGUACAUUGUCUGGAAUGAAAACCAAUGGGUAUCAUAUGACGAUUCGGAGACGCUUGACCUUAAGAGGACAUUUGCGAACGAGAAAUGCCUAGGCGGACGCAUGGUCUGGUCAGUCGACAUGGACGACACAAGCAAGCAUCAGUGA
Messenger RNA from Aspergillus aculeatus ATCC 16872, 1293 nucleotides. RefSeq names its product putative class V chitinase. Bases 1 to 1293 code for a protein of 430 amino acids. NCBI's taxonomy places the organism in Eukaryota, Fungi, Ascomycota, Eurotiomycetes, Eurotiales, Aspergillaceae. Gene Ontology annotation, biological process: carbohydrate metabolic process. Gene Ontology annotation, molecular function: chitin binding; hydrolase activity, hydrolyzing O-glycosyl compounds. The record is from RefSeq and is a predicted model, not a curated record. The transcript has 6 exons.